Molecule: messenger RNA, 1539 nt
Organism: Closterium sp. Naga37s-1
Lineage: Eukaryota; Viridiplantae; Streptophyta; Zygnematophyceae; Desmidiales; Closteriaceae
Source: the annotation of a GenBank genome assembly
AUGCGCCGAGGAGUCUCCGGAGGGCAGAAAAAGCGGGUUACCACCGCCGAAGCACUCCUGGGUGCAAAGCAAGUCCUCCUAUUGGACGAGAUUUCCACCGGUCUCGAUUCCGCCACCACUUACCAGAUCACCCGGUGCCUGCGCAACCUCACGCACUUAACUAAUACCACCACCCUCAUCUCCCUGCUGCAACCCGCGCCCGAAACCUUUGAGCUGUUUGAUGACGUCAUGCUGAUGUCAGAGGGGCGGAUCGUGUACCACGGGCCCAGGGAGGAGGUGCUGGGAUUCUUCCGGGAAAUGGGGUUUGCGCCGCCCGCCCGCAAGGGAGUGGCUGACUUCCUGCAAGAGGUGAGUAUCACAGGAGGAGAGGAGAAGCAGCGGCAACGGAAAACAGCUUCGUUUUUGAGCGAUGGGGACGCGAGUGAUGGCGGUGGGGUGGUGAGUGCAGUUAGCAGCCCUGGCGGAGGAGAGAAACAGCGGCAGAGGAAAGCGGUUUCGUUUUUGAGUGAUGGGGACGCGAGUGAUAGUGGGGUGGUGAGCGCAGGUAGCGGCACAAGAGGAGGAGAGGCUGGAGGAGAGGAGAAGCAGCGGCAGAGAAAACCAGUUUCAUUCUUGAGCGAUGGGGAUGCGAGUGAAGGUGCAGCGGGCAUGACUGCGAGUGGAGGGGAUAUAGGCCAGCACGGCAUGGUCCUCCCCUUUGAUCCGCUCACCCUCUCCUUCCACAACGUGAACUACUAUGUCGACAUGCCCGCCGAGCUAAAAGACAAGGCCGCGCCGCCCGGCCAGCGGCUGCAGCUGUUGCAUAAUGUGUCCGGCGUGUUUCGUCCCGGAGUGCUGACCGCCCUGAUGGGGGUGUCUGGGGCAGGGAAGACCACGCUAAUGGACGUGCUGGCAGGGAGGAAGACCGGGGGGUACAUUGAAGGGGAUAUCCGCGUGUCUGGAUACCCGAAAGUGCAGGAGACGUUUCUGAGGGUGUCGGGGUAUUGUGAGCAGGUGGACAUUCACACGCCCCAGGUGACCGUGCAUGAGUCUCUGCUCUACUCCGCCUGGCUGCGCCUGCCUGAGGAGAUCGGCCGGGAUGUCAUCCUGGAAUUCGUGGAGGAGGUGAUGGGGUUGGUGGAGUUAGAACCGGAAUUCGUGGAGGAGGUGGAGGAGCUGGUGGAGUUAGAUGCGGUGAAGGGAGCGCUGGUGGGGACGGCGGGGCAGGACGGGCUGUCGGUGGAGCAGAGGAAGCGGCUGACCAUCGCAGUGGAGCUCGUAGCCAACCCGUCAAUCAUCUUCAUGGAUGAACCCACCUCAGGCCUGGAUGCGAGGGCAGCGGCCAUAGUGAUGAGGGCGGUGCGCAACACAGUCAACACAGGCCGCACAGUCGUGUGCACCAUCCACCAGCCGUCCAUCGACAUCUUCGAGGCGUUUGAUGAGGUAGGGAGUCAAAUAUGGCAUGUUGGAAUGGUGUUGCACAGUGGACAUGAGAUCGCACAGUCGUGUGCACCAUCCACCAGCCGUCCAUCGACAUCUUCGAGGCGUUUGAUGAGGUAG